This is a messenger RNA of Ipomoea nil (Japanese morning glory), 1068 nucleotides long. Its product is annotated as GTP-binding nuclear protein Ran-3. The transcript has 8 exons. Lineage: Eukaryota; Viridiplantae; Streptophyta; Magnoliopsida; Solanales; Convolvulaceae. The coding region runs from base 108 to 773 and encodes 221 amino acids. Gene Ontology annotation, biological process: protein import into nucleus; ribosomal subunit export from nucleus. Gene Ontology annotation, cellular component: cytoplasm; nucleus. Gene Ontology annotation, molecular function: GTP binding; GTPase activity. The record is from RefSeq and is a predicted model, not a curated record.
ACUGCAUAUAUAAACUCUCCUAAAUCUCGAAAUUUCUCAAGACAAUCAUUCUGCUCUCUCUAUAGCCUCCGUCUCUUGCUCUCUCGCUCUAACCAAGCAACGACGCUAUGGCACUUCCAAAUCAGCAGACAGUUGAUUACCCAAGCUUUAAGCUUGUAAUUGUUGGUGAUGGUGGAACUGGAAAAACUACAUUUGUGAAGAGGCACAUUACUGGUGAAUUCGAGAAGAAAUAUGAACCCACCAUAGGUGUGGAGGUGCAUCCAUUGGAUUUCUUCACAAAUUGUGGAAAAAUCAGAUUUUAUUGUUGGGAUACUGCUGGCCAAGAAAAAUUUGGUGGUCUUAGGGAUGGUUACUAUAUUCACGGACAAUGUGCUAUUAUCAUGUUUGAUGUAACUGCUAGAUUGACAUACAAAAAUGUGCCCACAUGGCACCGUGAUCUUUGCCGUGUUUGUGAAAACAUUCCCAUUGUUCUUUGCGGGAACAAGGUUGAUGUGAAGAACAGGCAAGUUAAGGCCAAGCAGGUUACCUUUCAUCGGAAGAAGAAUUUGCAGUAUUACGAAAUAUCUGCAAAGAGUAAUUACAACUUUGAGAAGCCUUUCCUCUACCUCGCCAGGAAACUUGCUGGGGAUCCGAACUUGCACUUUGUUGAGUCGCCCGCACUUGCUCCUCCAGAAGUACAAAUUGACUUAGCUGCACAACAGCAGCACGAGGCUGAGCUAAUUGCUGCUGCAAGCCAACCUCUACCAGAUGACGAUGAUGACACCUUUGAGUAAAUCCAUCCAUUGGCCGAUUGGAAUGCACUUCAUAUUUUAGUAGCAGAAAAGCAGCUUUUAUUUUGUGUUGGGUGUCACCAUUUUUUUCAAGUGGGAAGGUGCUUAUGAGUACGUAAGGGAAAAUAUGAAUGAUUGAUGAUGGUCUUUAUGAGAUGUUGAACUAAUUUUGGGUAUUUUUUUACCUGAUUUGUUGUGGGGAAGUAUUUGAAGCCAUAUAAAUUCAUGUCCUUCCUAUUGAGUGUGGAUCUAUGUAUUAAUGGAUCAUUUGAAAUGAAAGGUGUUUUUAAUAUCAGCU